GGAAGUGAAGGAAACAAUGUAAACACAAAGCAGCUUCGGCUGCUGUGCUGCAAGUAUGUAGCACAAGUCAGUGGUUAACGCUGACUAAUUCUAGUAUUUAUGUUAAAUUGUGCAUCUCAUCCUAUCAAAUACUCGGUGGCAUUUAUGUAAAUGCACACAACCUCUAAACCUGAACAUGGGUGUAAAGGGCUUACAGUACUUUAUGGAGACAUGCUGUCCAGAUACUUGUGUGCCAGUAGAUCUGAAACAGAUGGCACUGGAUCACGCCAAAGCCUAUCCUGACAGUAAUGCUACAGUUGUAGUGGAUGGCAUGGCCUGUUUAAGAUACUGGUAUCGCUGUCAAGCUUGGGUCCACGGCGGUCAGUGGCAGGAGUACAUGCAUAUCCUGCAGGAAUUUGUCAGUGCAUUUACAGCAGCUGGUAUACGGUUAGUGUUUUUCUUUGAUGGAACGGUCGAGGAACAGAAACGGGCCGAGUGGGUGAAGAGGCGUUUGAGAGUCAACCGAGAUAUAGCGAAAAUAUUUCAGCACAUUAAGUGUCACAAACAGCAGCCGAACAGCAGAGACCUUUUCUGCCUUCCUUCAGGACUUGCAACCUUCUCUCGAUUUGCCCUUAAAACCCUUGGCCAAGAAACGUGGUGCUCAGUCCGUGAAGGAGAUUAUGAGAUUGCUGACUAUGCCCUCUCUCAUAACUGCAUGGGAAUCCUUGGUCAAGAUACAGAUUUUGUUAUCUACAACACAGUCCCGUACUUGUCUAUCAGUAAACUCAAUUUAGGUGAUAUGACAACAGUGGUGCUCUCCAGAGAGAGGUUAUGCCAGAUUUUGAAGCUUCAUAUGACCGACCUUCCACUCGUGGCCUGUAUGUUGGGUAAUGACAUAGUGUCCGAGCAGCACAUGCAGCGUCUCCGCAACAUCGCUUUAGCAUCGUAUCGAAAGAAGCACAGGGAAGUUCAGGGAGACAAGAUCUAUGCUGUUGCGGACUUCAUUAAUGCUCAUCGUCCCAAUAGUGAGGGAACGUUUGGUGUUUCCUCUCUGCCAUUACAUGAUGCUGAGGAAGAGACUUUAAUAAAAGGAAUACACAUGUAUCUGCUUCCAGGGCAAAAAUCCCCUUGGUUAGACUGCAGUCCCCAAUCUCCCGAGACAGUGUGCUUGAUGGAGAAGUACAUACCACUUGAUAUAUUAAAGGCCGUUAAAGAGAAACAUACCCAGGCCGAGUGUUUCAUGAUUUAUAAUUUCAUAUAUGAUGGGGUUGUGGAGUGCAGCAACACAUUGGAAGAUGAGGAUGAAGCUGGGUUACCACCACAGGCUGUCUUAUAUCUGCCUGUGCGAGAGCGUAUCUAUGGCCUGUUUCUGCCGGUGCAGCCAGAUUGUUUCAGUAGCACAGUAUCAGUCAAUGAAUGGUUUGUCUUUCCUGGGAAUCCACUUAAGGAGGCAAUUAAAGUCAGUCCAAAACCCCUCAACUAUAAAGAAGAUCCCCCCGAUCUAAUGGCUCUGUGGUUCAGGACAGACCCAGAGGUUAAAGAAGUCCGAAUAUCAACACUGUUUGGUGUCUUUGACCUGCACGACUUCACCGAAGAGCUUCACCAGUUUGACAGUCCAUUGCUUGCUGUGAUUUGUCUUGUAACCUACAUCACCAUUCAGGCGAGACACCUUUCUCUGGAAGACAUAGAUGCUUAUCUGAGCCAAGCUGUUUGUGUCAGAUACAAAUCCUUCACAGAAAUGCAACAGAUCAGGAUUCCUGUUGUGGACCCCAGAGCGGUCCAGCUGGGUUCUCUCUUUGUGCGUGGUCUGACCUACCUCAUCGCAGCAAACAGCGCUUGCGGUUUCCCUUUUCCAAUGGCCGAGCUCAUGCCAUGGAGAACCUUUGAUGGCUUGCUCUUCCAUUCUAAAUAUCUGCAGGCUCACUCCGGCUGUCCAAAUGAGAAACUUCUAGAAGACCAACCCACCUGGAUGUCUUUGUUUGUGUCCAUUAGAGCUGUGGUGUUGGAAGCUUGUAGGAGGCGCGGCACAUCCGUCCACAGCCGACCGCGCAGACUUCACUACGGCGAGGUGAGGCCCGUCGAUGUUGAUGAUCUGCAUGGAGAAAGACGACCCCAACCUCACCAUACCGCACGUCUGGAGUUCAGCCAACAGCCCAGAGAUCCCACACGCUACCAGCAAGGUUAUAGGCCAAGACAUUCAAAUAGAGGAAGGUAUCAGCUUGCACCAAGAUGGCCUCAGUCUCAAAACUAACUGAUUUCCACUGACUGAUGAAAAUGAAUUUCACGUGAAGACAGCUGUCAUCUGUGGCUUAAAUAAAACCAUGCAGCACUUGUUGUUCAAGUUACAGCAUUCACUAUUAUUUAGAUAUCUCCACUAUUUCACUGACAGUUCACACCUAAACACUGCUUAUGUAAAAACAUAUUUAGUUAAGAAAGCAGAUCUCAUUUUGUUUCCUGUUUCAGUGCCGUCCCAUUUUAGUCCCUGAAUUAUAUUCUACAGUCUUUUUUCCUCUAUGUGGAUGAUAUGAAUCAGUGACCAAAAUGGAAGCUUCCUAAAAUUGUGUGCCAAACCCAUUCAUGAUGAAUUUUCAGCUCAGACCCUGAUUGGUCUCAGAUGAUCUCCAACCUUUUAGCUGCUGGUUUGGCAAAGAUUGUUUGUCCAACUCGACACAUAAUGGGAUAGUGAAUAAAGCAUGUUGAUAA
This is a messenger RNA of Paramisgurnus dabryanus, 2682 nucleotides long. It is a transcript of the gene fam120b, whose product is annotated as family with sequence similarity 120 member B. NCBI's taxonomy places the organism in Eukaryota, Metazoa, Chordata, Actinopteri, Cypriniformes, Cobitidae. Gene Ontology annotation, cellular component: nucleus. The record is from RefSeq and is a predicted model, not a curated record.